Paramisgurnus dabryanus is the source of this 2618-nucleotide messenger RNA. It is a transcript of the gene bbc3, whose product is annotated as BCL2 binding component 3. Gene Ontology annotation, biological process: positive regulation of release of cytochrome c from mitochondria; positive regulation of apoptotic process; intrinsic apoptotic signaling pathway. The record is from RefSeq and is a predicted model, not a curated record. Lineage: Eukaryota; Metazoa; Chordata; Actinopteri; Cypriniformes; Cobitidae. Gene Ontology annotation, cellular component: mitochondrion.
GUGAGCUCAACUUGCUGUCAUUAUCACCGUGCGGCUCAGCUGAAGUCAUAAAUCGCGAUCUAACCGCAAGACUCAAGAACACAGCGGCAAGCCAUCAAUGGAUUUAGUGAGUAAACGCGAGUAAACGACCAAAGACAACCGGAAUACAAUUACAUUUUUGGACAUGCACGGACAUCCCACCAACUGGUGUUUUUGAAGAACGACUUGUAUCAGAAAUAACUGCAGGACUAGUUUAACCCUGGAACUACUUACCUACUGACUUAAAAACAACACUCUUUAAAGGUUGUGUCUGGUAUGGCCCGACCAGAGAUGGAAAGCAGGGUAGACGACCGCAACCCUGGAGCACCACAGAGCUGCAGGAUGGAGGUGCUUCGCCAGGACACAUGGUCGAGUGGCGGCGUCAUUCAGUCCUGCCACCGGCACUGUACCAUCGCUACUCAGACCAGCACUGUCUCCGCACCCCUAUCCCACAUCCCCACACAAGAUGCCUUCAGCUCGGACAGUGUCCGGCAACAGGACACUCCACUCAGGGAAAAUACAGGUACACAACAAGAAGUCUUCAGCCCGAGUGAAAGCCAUUUACCCAUGCCCGACCUACUACUAUCGGACAACCAGAGCUCCUCAGAGGACUCUGCCGGUGAGGACAAUCCCCGACUGGAGGAGCGAGCAGUAACGAGGGUGGCCAUACAGCUGAGGACCAUAGGAGACCAAAUGAACAUGGUUUUUCUUCAAAGGAACGCCGCCCCACGCUGGCAGAACUGGAGGGGGCUGUACCACGGACUCGUCGCCUUUGUUGCCGACACCAUCAAUGCUUUGUACCAGCACGGGCUGAGAUAAACAGACGGGUUCGAGUCUCAGGAAGAGUGCGGGCGCUCUCCUGCUGACCACUUACAAACUGUUUCUGCUCUGGGAUUUUUCUGCAGGAUCAGAUAUCUUUCUUUCUAUGUUUUAUUUUUGUUUGGGUCUAGUUUGUUUCCUAUCGUUUCCCAAUGUAGCAUACAGUAGCGACUGAAGUGUGUGUCCCGGUAUAGAUGUCAGUAGGUGGUGUGUGAAGCACAACUAUUAGGUACUCCUUUGCAUCUUCGACUCGAAGGUUACAUUAAGUCGGGUUGCUCUCGAGAAAGGAGAUUGAUUAGAUCAGUGUAGCGCCUUGGGCCCAGAAGUGCUUUAUCUGUCAUGGGUUUUGUCUCAGCUGCCUUACAGGAGCAAUAAUUGCGCCGCACUAUCAGUCACCAGUGGCGCAGCGCACGUGCCCGCAUAGCAUUAAUGGGAAACGGGUGAUAAUGAUCAAGACUAUUAAGAUAAUGGAAUGCGCACAUGCUAUGUUAAUGGAGCACAGCUGUAUUGUGCCUUGCUAACACCCUUCCAUGAGCCCUUCAAUUAUUAAAGCCAUCAGCGGGUAGUGUGCAGGUGCCCUGUUGCCCCCCCCCACCUAAAUCUACACUUCGGGACACAAAUUUGCCACUUAAUUCUGAGAUUGGUCACCUCCAAUGGAGGCAAUGGAGUGAUAAAGCCAGACCACUAGUUGUUGAAAUGGCUGGAUAGCAGUGUUAAUAUUUGUAUGGAUUACACGUGUACAUAUUUUGCAAAAAACGAUAGAAGGAUUUGGGAGUUUUUUUUCUCAUGUGUGUAUAUUUUGAUGAAAUGUCCUUAAAGUACUUAUUUUUAUGUUUCUUUUUUUUUUCAUUUCGGAGCGGUAAGAACAGUUCGUUGCGUUCUUCCAUUAUUUUGGACCAACACUGGAAAGCAACUACUUUUCUUGAAUCCAGUGGAUUUCUGACUAUGUGCAAAUUUAGGUUGAAAUUAUCCAAAGUCCUGUGGCAUCUGUGAAACAACUUUUUAGAUGUACUUUUUUCAAUUCUCAAUGUUGAGAAACACAGGAUAAAUUAAAUUGUAUGUCCAUUUGUACAUUUGGUUAUUUUGAUGACAAAUUAAAUAUGUUAGGAAUGAUCAGGUGGACUGAAAGAGCAUGGAGAUAUGCAUUAAUGUAUGGACCAAAUAUCUCUAAUAACUUAUUUGUCAUCAUUUCCCUCAACAAGACACUCAACUUUACUGCUGUAAUUUAUUUGUCUACAAAUGGAUGAGGUUAAUGUAAGGAAAUAAAUAAUAAUAAUAAUUAUAACCUGAGCCAAACGUCCAUCAUACUUGAACAGAUGUGUUUCAAAGUAAUGUGAUGGCUGUCCGUUGUCUGGAGAUACAGUUUUUUCCAGGGGCCUUUAACUGGACAGCCUUUACAGACACAUAAAACUGUUAUGUGUUUUAAGCACUUCCCUCAAAAACCACUUUUGAACAUUUGGUUGUGAAUCCCUUCAACCACUCAUUUGCGUUUUCAAUGGCUUAUUAAUGUGGGAACAAAGAUGUCUCACCUGUGGCUACCUAUCUCAUGACUUCCUGUGUAAAUCAACGUGGUCCACUUUUCUUGUGGCCGCCUUAUUACUUUUCUGAUUCAGCCCAUCGCUGAAGUAAAGGCCUAAUGUGUACUGUCAGAUUCACACUACUCUCAAGUUCAUGUCAAGACUGGUUUUUUGUACUUUUGCCAUAUGAAUUUUUCUAUGUAAAAUUUCUAUAUGAAUUUUGUAUUGUUUUUCCUUACCAUUUUCAAUAAAUAUGAGAAUUAC